Messenger RNA from Sorghum bicolor (sorghum), 1678 nucleotides. Its product is annotated as gibberellin 2-beta-dioxygenase 8. NCBI's taxonomy places the organism in Eukaryota, Viridiplantae, Streptophyta, Magnoliopsida, Poales, Poaceae. The transcript has 3 exons. The record is from RefSeq and is a predicted model, not a curated record. Bases 144 to 1292 code for a protein of 382 amino acids. Gene Ontology annotation, molecular function: dioxygenase activity.
UAGAGCACGGUCGCACAGGCAGACAUCAAGCACAGCACACAGCUAGCUAGCUAGACCCCCAUCCGGCCAUCAGCUAGCUAGAGCUCCCGCGCGUGCCUGCUGCAGUCACGCGCGCGCGCGCGUAGCUCAGCCUCCAGCCAUCCAUGCCGGCCUUCGCCGGGAGCGCAGCGGAGCCGCCGCUGGCAGACAGCUACUACGCGCUGCUCCGACGCCGCGGCGGCGGCGGCAAUAAUGAUGAUGAAGAAGCAUCAGGUGGCGCCUACUACUACGACACGACGUCGUCGACAGUGCCAUCGUCGGACGACGACGUGGCGGAGUGCGAGCUCCCGAUGAUCGACGUCGGGUGCCUGACGACCCUGACGAGGAGCGAGCACGGAUCGUCGUCGGAGGCGGAGCGGGCGGCGUGCACGGCCGCCAUCGCGCGCGCCGCCGAGGAGUGGGGCUUCUUCCAGGUGCGCAACCACGGCGUGUCGCAGGAGCUCCUGGACGAGAUGCGGCGGGAGCAGGCGCGCCUGUUCCGCCUGCCGUUCGAGGCCAAGGCCACGGCCGGCCUGCUCAACCACUCCUACCGCUGGGGCACCCCGACCGCGACGUCCCCGCAGCAGCUGUCCUGGUCCGAGGCCUUCCACGUCCCGCUCGCCGGCGUCUCCGGAUCCGCCGCCGCCGGCACCUGCGACUUCGGCGACCUCACCACCCUCAGGGAUGUGACUCGGGAGGUGGCGGGCGCGAUGUCAAAGCUGGCCGGCACGCUGGCGCGCGUCCUGGCGGAGGAGGCCCGGCCCCGGCCCUGCCUGCCCGCGGGCGGCGGCGGCGGUGGCGGUGGCGAGCGCUUCCCGGAGGGGUGCGACGAGACGACGUGCUUCCUGCGGCUGAACCGGUACCCGCCGUGCCCCAUCGCCGCCGACGCCUUCGGCCUGGUCCCGCACACGGACAGCGACUUCCUCACCGUGCUCUGCCAGGACCAGCAGGUCGGCGGCCUGCAGCUCAUGAAGGGGGGCAGGUGGGUGGCCGUCAAGCCAAUCCCCGGCGCCCUCAUCGUCAACAUCGGGGACCUCUUCCAGGCGUGGAGCAACAACAGAUACAAGAGCGUGGAGCACAAAGUGAUGACGAACGCCAAGACGGAGCGGUACUCCGUUGCCUACUUUCUUUGCCCGUCCUACGACUCGCCGAUCGGCACGUGCGAGGAGCCUUCUCUUUACAGGACGUUCACGUUCGGAGAGUACAGGCGAAAGGUGCAAGAAGAUGUCAAGAGAACCGGGAAGAAGGUCGGCCUCCCUAAUUUUCUCGUGUAAUGGCCUACAUACCCCUAGCUUUGCACACAACAGUCGUGCAAAUGUAUAUUGAGUUUUUGGACCAUGUCAAGGGCAUGUUCCUUUUUUGUAUACCUGCAGCUGGAGUGUGUUUCGAGACCGAGUGCUGUAGUGCUGUGUGAUAUUGGUAUAGACAUUAAUUAAUAAGUACUAAUCUGUAGCUUAAUUUGAUGUAGCUAGCUAGCAGAAUAUAUACAGGAAUGUAGUAGGAUCGAGAGCGUGCAUAUAUAUAUAUAUGUCAAUUAGUAAUAGCGAUCGUUGCCGAUGAUAAGGAGCUGAUCGUUUUGUGUGUUUUCGUUUGUAAGUGAAUUGUUUUGCUGUAUAAGAAUGAAUUUACAUGUAGGCUGGUAAUGGUGGAGAUUUUAUUA